Molecule: messenger RNA, 1569 nt
Organism: Oxyura jamaicensis (ruddy duck)
Lineage: Eukaryota; Metazoa; Chordata; Aves; Anseriformes; Anatidae
Gene: SERHL2
Product: serine hydrolase like 2
Exons: 11
Coding region: 1-912 (303 amino acids)
Source: RefSeq, a predicted model, not a curated record
AUGUUCUCAGAGGUGAAGUUUCCCGUGCCCUGGGGCCAUUUGGCAGCCAAGGCCUGGGGACCCCCGGAGGGACACCCUGUGCUGUGCUUGCACGGCUGGCUGGACAAUGCCAACACCUUUGACAGGCUCAUCCCUCUGCUCCCCAAAGAUCACCAUUACGUGGCAAUGGAUUUUUCUGGCCAUGGUUUGUCAUCCCACCGACCUGCAGGCUCCCCCUACCAUUUUCUGGAUUAUGUGAGCGAUGUGCGCCGGGUAGCAGCAGCAUUGCAGUGGAGACGGUUCACCCUGAUGGGUCACAGUAUGGGUGGGGCUGUGGCAGGAAUGUUCUGUUUCCUUUAUCCUGAAAUGGUGGACAAGCUGAUCCUGCUGGAAAAUCUCGGCUUUCUGCUAGCUCCAGAGGACACUGAGGCGUGGCUGAAAUCAAAACGGAUGGUUAUCGACAGAUUGCUGAGCCUAGAGGCAAGGCAGCAAGCUCCCAAAGCACGUAGCCCUGAAGCAGCAUUGCAGAGGCUGUUAGAAGCAAACAGACAUCUGACAGCCGAGGGUGGGGCGAUCCUGCUGCAGCGAGGAGCAACUGAGACACCCGCUGGGCUGGUGUAUAACAGAGACAUGAGAGUCCGUACGCAGAGUCGAGAAUCCCUCACCGUGGAGCAGUGCGUGAAGCUCUUGCAGAAGAUCCAGGACCGUGCUCUCAUCAUUUUAGCACAAGGUGGACUCUUGGUACCUCACAAGCUGGAGAGCAAAAAUCACUUUGUGAUAGCCCUACGGGAGGCAUUCGAGCGUACCCUCAAAGAGCACAUCCAGCUAGUAGAGGUGCCCGGGAGUCAUUUUGUGCACAUGAACGAGCCUGAGGUGGUGUCCGGGAUCAUCAGCGCGUUCCUGACAGCGCAGAACACCAGAGCAAGGCUCUAGGCAGGUUUCACUGCAGCAGCAGUUCAGAACAGGGAGCUAAAAGCAGGCUCUGGAGGAACUGUCACCAUUCCUACCUCGCAUCCAACAGCGGUUUCACGAUGCUCAUUCCUAAGAUGAACUUGUUGAACGGGUGGAAGCAGAUCUGCUCAUUUGUCCACGGGAAAAGGAAUCUUUCCUCCACUUCUAGCUCUGGCAGUGCAGGUGGAUACCCAGUGGCCUUCCCCUUGCUUACUCCUAACUUUUGCACCCUGAAACAGAGCAGGAAUACAGGCACAGGCGUCCUCUGCGGGAGCAGCAGCAGCACCAGCUGCAGCACUGCAAGAGAGGGCUGGCUCGUUCUUGACUCCCCUCUGAGCAUGGUGUGAUCAGUCUCUUCCCAGCGCUAGACCUUCUGAAAAACACAGGAGUGUUCUGCUCCUCUGCUUAUUUCCAUGAGGGCUCAGAGCACCUCAAUCUCUCUGUUCUACUGCUGCUUUUUAAAAAAAUUGCCUUAAAUGAGAGCUCUCCUGAGCACAGAAGGCCAUUUCAAUGAGCUCCUAGGCAAUGAGACAUUAAUCCUCUAGCUGAAACUGCUGGGAGAACUACUAGUAAUGGAAAAGUUGGCAGAGAUGAUUUCUGUCCUGCUAAAUAAAGAUUGAUCUUCUACUGUUAACGGUG